Molecule: messenger RNA, 3275 nt
Organism: Melitaea cinxia (Glanville fritillary)
Lineage: Eukaryota; Metazoa; Arthropoda; Insecta; Lepidoptera; Nymphalidae
Gene: su(r)
Product: dihydropyrimidine dehydrogenase [NADP(+)]
Exons: 23
Coding region: 117-3206 (1029 amino acids)
Biological process (GO): thymine catabolic process; uracil catabolic process; 'de novo' pyrimidine nucleobase biosynthetic process
Cellular component (GO): cytoplasm; cytosol
Molecular function (GO): NADP binding; dihydropyrimidine dehydrogenase (NADP+) activity; uracil binding
Source: RefSeq, a predicted model, not a curated record
ACCGUCAGUACUCAGUCGUAGUGUAGCAUUGCCAGUGAGCAGUUCAAUACACUUACGUGUCUUUUACGAAUAUUUAGUGCUGUUCGACUUUUUAAAUUAAAUAUAAAAUUAUCGAUAUGAAGAAAUUUGUAAGUCGAGAACUACCGGACAUCGAGAAUCUUUUAAAAUUAAAUCCAAGGGUUGAGCCGUACAGCAACUUGGUACCGUCGGCACAAACCAAGAAAAAUAAACAACAUUGGAAGAGAAAUGAAGAUAGAAAAUGUACCAGCUGUCCAACAUUGGAAAAAAACUUCGAUGACAUCAAGCACACCACCCUGUCUGAACGAGGCGCGCUGAAGGAGGCGGCGAGAUGCCUUAAAUGUGCGGACGCUCCGUGUCAGAAGUCAUGUCCCACGCAGAUUGAUGUGAAGAGUUUCAUCACCAGUAUUGGUAAUAAGAACUAUUAUGGAGCUGCCAAGGCCAUCCUGUCAGAUAAUCCCUUGGGACUGACUUGUGGUAUGGUGUGUCCUACCAGCGAUCUUUGCGUGGGUGGCUGCAACUUGCACGCUAGCGAGGAAGGAGCCAUCAAUAUUGGUGGCUUGCAACAUUUUGCUGUUGACAUAUUCAUGAAGAUGGGUAUCAAGCAAACUCUGGACCCCAAGACGAAGCCGCUGCCUAAAGGUGGCGAUCAGAAGAUCGCUUUAAUUGGUGGUGGACCAGCGAGUCUCAGUUGCGCCUGCUUUUUAGCCCGACUUGGAUACAAAAACAUCACAGUUUAUGAAAAGGAAAAAUAUUUAGGGGGGCUAAGUUCAUCUGAGAUUCCACAAUUCCGUCUUCCGUAUGAUGUUGUGCAAUUUGAAAUAGAUCUCAUAAGAAAUUUGGGAGUGAAAUUCGUGACUGGAAGAAAACUGUCUUCUAAGGAUUUAACAGUUGAUGGUCUUUUAAAGGAUGGUCAUUCGGCAGUUUUCUUAGGUAUUGGUCUACCGGAACCAAAAAGCGUACCCAUUUUCAAAGGUCUUACAGCGGAGAUGGGUUUUUACACUAGCAAAGAUUUCUUACCACUCGUUUCCAAAGGAAGCAAAAGAGGGAUGUGCAGCUGUAAGCCGGCGCUGCCCGCGCUGCACGGCGCGGUGGUGGUGCUGGGCGCCGGCGACACGGCCUUCGACUGCGCCACGUCAGCGCUGCGCUGUGGCGCGCGCCGCGUGUUCGUCGUCUUCCGGAGGGGCUUCGCGCACAUCAGGGCCGUGCCCGAGGAGGUAGACCUUGCUAAAGAAGAAAAGUGUGAAUUCAUUCCGUUCAUGUCGCCACAAGAAGUUAUCGUUCGAGAUGGGAAGAUUGUUGGCAUUAAAAUGUAUCGCACUGAGCAAUCAGACGACGGCGAAUGGUUUGAAGAUCCGGAUCAAGUUCUUCAGUUGAAGGCCAAUUUCAUUAUAUCCGCUUUUGGAUCUGGGCUUUAUGAUAAUGAAGUGAAAGAGGCCAUGACUAGUGUAAAACUAAACCGCUGGGGCUUACCAGAAGUGGAUGAUAAAACUAUGCAGAGCGUUAGCAAUCCUCAAGUUUUCGUUGGAGGAGAUUUAGCUGGAGUUGCGGAGACCACGGUGGAGUCUGUGAACGACGGAAAAACUGCGGCUUGGUACAUGCAUUGUUACUUACAAGGUCUGCCAUAUAACUCACCCGUGGAACUGCCCAAGUUCCACUGUCCUAUAGACGAAGUAGAUUUAUCAGUCGAGAUGUGCGGUAUAAAGUUUGAGAACCCUUUCGGUCUCGCCAGCGCUCCGCCCACCACCAGUUCGGCGAUGAUUAGACGAGCUUUUGAACAGGGCUGGGGAUUCGCUGUUACCAAGACUUUCGAACUCGAUAAGGAUCUGGUAACAAACGUGUCACCUCGUAUCGUCCGCGGCGUCACGUCUGGAGAGAACUACGGCCCGGGACAAGGAUCGUUCCUCAACAUCGAACUCAUUUCUGAGAAGUGUGAAGCGUAUUGGUGUCAGAGUAUAAAGGAAUUAAAACGAGAUUUUCCUACAAAGGUGGUGGUGGCGUCAAUAAUGUGCUCGUACAACGAGGCGGACUGGACGGAGCUCGCGGCGAAGGCGGAGGCGGCGGGCGCGGACGCGCUGGAGCUCAACCUGUCGUGUCCGCACGGCAUGGGCGAGUCGGGCAUGGGGCUCGCCUGCGGGCAGGAUCCGGUGUUAGUAAAAGGAAUAUCCCAAUGGGUACGGAAGGCGGUUAAGAUUCCUUUCUUCGUAAAGUUAACACCAAACAUCACUAACAUCGUUACCAUCGCCGAGGCUGCUUAUGAAGGUGGAGCGUAUGGCGUGUCAGCUAUUAACACUGUAUCAGGUUUAAUGUCUAUAAGACCAGACGCUACGCCGUGGCCGAAAGUUGGUCGCGAAAAGAACACGACUUAUGGUGGUGUAUCUGGUAACGCGACUCGUCCGAUGGGCCUGCGCGCUGUAUCUGCGAUCUCCAACAAGCUGCGGGGAUUCCCCGUAAUGGGUAUCGGUGGGAUAGAUUCAGCGGAUUCCGCUCUACAGUUUAUUAUGUGUGGAGCAUCUGUUGUACAGAUCUGCAGUGCUGUUCAAAAUCAAGACUAUACAGUGAUAGAGGAUUAUAUAACGGGCUUAAAAGCACUAUUGUAUCUUCGAUCGCAAGGACUCACCGGCUGGACCGGUCAAUCGCCUCCGACGCCCAAGCACCAGAAAGGGAAACCUGUCCAGACUCUCUAUGAUGAAAAUGGCAAGGUGUUGGCACAUUUUGGACCUUACAAUAAAAAACGCGAAGAACAGCUACACAAUAUAAGGCUCAAAUCCGAUUUAUUAAGUGACAACAAAGUUGACAAUAUGUUGCCCAAUAAUAAUAUUACCAACGGGCAUGUCAAUGUUCCUCGAAUCCAGGACGUAAUGGGUGAAGCUUUACCAAGAAUAGGAACAUAUAAAAAUUUAGACAAUACGAAACAAGUUGUGGCACUUAUUGAUGAUGAUAUGUGUAUAAAUUGCGGCAAAUGCUAUAUGGCUUGCGCAGAUUCAGGAUACCAAGCAAUUAAAUUUGAUGCAGAAACUCAUUUACCGCACGUUACUGACGACUGUACGGGAUGCAACUUAUGUUUAUCAGUUUGCCCAAUUAUUGAUUGCAUAAGUAUGGUGCCCAAGAAAAUACCGCACAUCAUCAAACGAGGCGUGGAUUACCAAAUUCUCUCUGUUUCACCGCUAAGUGGUGUAUGUCAGUAAAAAAAUCUAUAUAAUUUGCAUAAAAAUGUAUUUGUAUAUAAAAUAUAUAAUUAUCAACUAACAAAAUUA